This is a messenger RNA of Rhododendron vialii, 5252 nucleotides long. RefSeq lists its product as uncharacterized. Bases 573 to 2042 code for a protein of 489 amino acids. Lineage: Eukaryota; Viridiplantae; Streptophyta; Magnoliopsida; Ericales; Ericaceae. Gene Ontology annotation, molecular function: zinc ion binding; nucleic acid binding. The transcript has a single exon. The record is from RefSeq and is a predicted model, not a curated record.
UAGUGGUGCGGAUCACAUAGCUGAAGAGUACAUGAAAACCCGAGCCCAAACCCGGGCCCAUCGGAAGGCUCGUUGAAGACCAGCAAGUCUGAAAACGAUUUCAGCUUUUAGCAUAUUUAAGUCCUUAUUUACUAUAUCCAAGCCUUUGAUUUUUGUUUCUCGUUUUGUUUAAAAUCUUUCCUUUUUGUUUAGGAUUUGAUUUGUUUCAUUUUCUUAACUCUAGAGAGGAUUUGAUUUGUUUCCUUUUUCUUAACUCUAGGGAGUUAGGAAGGUGUUAGUCUUUUCUAUAUAACCAGCACUAUGUAAUCGUUUAGGGGGAUUAUUUUUUUAUUGAUAAAAUUAUAGAGAGACCUAAUCUCUUUAUUCCAAAUUCUUUGGUAUUCUACGGAAUCAACAGAGUGUUUGAUGCCUUUAUUCCUGGGUAUUCUUUGACUAAACAGGUUUAGAGAAGGAUUUUGAUCUUCGGGUAUUCGUUACGAAUCAACGGAUUUCGAACUCGAUUAAAUAGUUCCGUUCUUCAUAAGCUUCCGCUACAUCAGUUGGUAUCAGAGCCAGGUUACGUCCUAGCACCCAUGGCACCAAGGAAGCAACGUACAAUGGAAGAAAUUUACGAGACUGAUAACGCAAGGAUGCAACAGCAAAUCGCUGCUUUGACUGAACAAAUCGCAGCAUUGACGGUGGCAUUUCAACAACCACCACUGAAUACCCACUUCACGGAGGAGGAAGAGGAAAGAAGUGCAGCGGAGGAUGAGGAAAAUCCCUUUGCGAGGGAUCUUGCUCGAAGGAGGGACAGGCGACCCACAGAUACUGGCUCUCAUCGGUGGGAAGCCGGAUUAAAAAUUGACCUUCCAGAGUUUCAUGGCACUUUGCAACCAGAAGAAUUUCUCGAUUGGCUUUUUUCCAUCGAGGAGAUCUUGGAGUUUAAGGAGGUUCCAGAGAAUAAACGAGUGCCCUUAGUGGCUACACGUUUUCGAGGCCGAGCAGCAGCAUGGUGGCAACAAUCAAAAGUCACUCGAUUGAGGCACGGCAAGAAAAAAAUUGAUUCGUGGGACAAGAUGAAAAAGCAUAUGCGAGUAGCGUUUUUACCCCAUAACUAUACUCGGACGCUGUACCAAAAUUUUCAAAAUCUCCGGCAAGGGGCAAAGACAGUUGAAGAGUACACUACAGAGUUCUAUCAGUUAUUGGCCCGUAAUGAUCUAGGGGAAACAGAGGAACAACUGGUCUCGCGCUAUAUUGGGGGUUUACAAAUUGCGUAUCAGGAGACUUUGAAUUUUUUUGAUCCCUACUCCGUUUCUGAAGCACAUCAGAAGGCUUUACAAGCGGAGAAGCAAGCAAAGCGGCGGCUAGGAAAUUACGGUGGGGCAAGUGGAUCUAAUCGUAACACAACACAAUCAGGGAUCAAUAGAGGGACCAUACAGGUUGGUAACCUACCAGUGGUGCCACAAAACAGAAACCCGAUCGCGACAAGCGGCCCGCGGUGCUUUAAAUGUGGUGAACCAGGACAUCGCAUUGCGGAUUGUAAGAAGGCAGGUCCAUUUGGGAAGGGGCUGUUUAUGGAAAGUGAAGAGAUUGUAGGGGAUGAGUUUGACGUGUCCCUACAAGAUCCAGUCUUUGAUUCAGAACACGAACAGGUUGUGUCCGAGGAACACGUCAUGGGGGAUGAUGGUCCUCUACUGGUGGUACGCAGGGCUUGUUAUACCCCACGAGAGGCUAAGGGCGAUAGUUGGCUUCGAAAUAAUAUCUUCCAGUCCACAUGUACCAUUGGUGGCAAAGUGUGCAGACUUGUGAUCGAUUCUGGAAGUUGUGAAAAUGUGAUCGCAGAGGAGGCUGUUAAGAAGCUGGCCCUAAGCACCGAGAAGCAUCCAAACCCGUACAAGCUAUCGUGGCUACAAAAGGGUAAAGAGGUAACAGUUUCUGAACGUUGUUUGGUUUCCUUUUCAAUUGGUUCUCACUAUAAAGAUAAAGUGUGGUGUGAUGUUGUUCGAAUGGAUGCUUGUCAUAUUUUGUUGGGUAGACCAUGGCAAUUUGACAGGGACGUAUAACAUGAGGGCCGCAAGAAUACUUACUCUUUCAUGUUCAACCAAGUUAAAAUUGUACUUGUGCCCAACAAAGAAGGUGCCCCAAAACCAACAGUCGAACGGGUAUCCAACUUGUUGUCCAUGCAUCAGUUCUUGGGGGAGAUGACCCAAGCAAAUGUAGUAUACAUGUUGGUAGGGAAGGAACAACAAGGAGGCAGUGAAAUACCGGAUACGCUGAGGAAAUUGGUCGAAGAAUUCAAUAGUGUAUUUCCUAAUGAAUUACCAUCAGAGUUGCCUCCCGUACGAGACAUACAACAUCAAAUUGACUUCGUGCCUGGGGCCAAUCUACCGAACCGACCCCAUUAUCGAAUGAGUCCGAAAGAACACGAAGAGCUUCGCCGCCAAGUUGAGGAGUUGUUGGCCAAAGGGCACGUCCGAGAGAGUCUUAGCCCAUGCGCCGUACCUGCCCUGCUAAUUCCCAAGAAAGAUGGUUCGUGGCGUAUGUGUGUGGAUAGCCGCGCAAUCAACAAGAUCACAGUCCGUUACCGAUUUCCAAUUCCUAGGUUGGAUGAUUUGUUGGAUCAACUCAGUGGAGCGACUGUCUUUAGCAAGCUGGAUCUCAAAAGCGGAUACCAUCAGAUUCGCAUCCGGGCAGGGGAUGAAUGGAAAACAGCUUUCAAGACUCGUGAGGGGCUAUAUGAGUGGAUGGUUAUGCCAUUCGGAUUGUCAAAUGCACCCAGUACUUUUAUGCGUGUGAUGAAUCAGUUAUUUCGUCCUUUUAUUGGGAGGUUUGUCGUAGUUUACUUUGAUGAUAUCUUGAUUUAUAGUGCUAACCAUGAGUUGCACCUUCAGCACUUACAGCAAGUCCUCUCUUUAUUGCACAAGGAAAAAUUUUAUGCUGCUAUCGGAAAAUGCUCAUUCAUGACAGAAAGUGUGCUAUUCCUUGGUUAUGUGGUCUCAAAGGAUGGUAUUUCGGUAGAUGAAUCCAAAGUCGAGGCAGUACAUCAAUGGCCUUUACCAAAGAACAUUUAUGAAGUGCGCAGCUUCCAUGGGUUGGCAUCUUUUUAUCGCCGAUUUAUCCCGAAUUUCAGUAGCAUCAUGGCGCCUCUUACUGAUUGUAUGAAGGCCGGGAAGUUCUCAUGGACAGAGGCUGCGACGAAGGCAUUCCAAGCGAUUAAGCAAAAGUUAACUUCUGCUCCUUUACUUAUACUACCAGAUUUUUCUAGACCCUUUGAGUUGCAUUGUGAUGCAUCAAAAGUGGGAAUUGGGGCUGUUUUGAGUCAAGGAGGCCGACCAAUUGCUUACUUCAGCGAGAAACUAAGUGGGUCGAGGACAAACUAUAGCACAUAUGACAUUGAAUUCUAUGCAAUAGUCCAAGCCUUAAAGCACUGGUAUUCUUAUUUAUCGCAAAGUGAAUUCAUUUUGUUUUCUGACCAUGAUGCGUUGAAACAUAUUAACAGUCAGGACAAACUAUCAUCUAGGCAUGCCAAUUGGGCUGCUUACUUGCAGCAAUUCACCUUUGUUCUCAAACACAAGUCAGGUGUUAUGAAUAAGGUGGCCGAUGCACUUAGUCGACGUGUUCUUUUUCUCACUACCAUGCGAACUAAAGUACUUGGGUUCGAUUCUUUUCGGGAACUAUUGCUUGCUGAUCCUUUUUUUGGGAACAUUCUUCGUGACGUUAAGGCAGGGCAACGAUCAGACUAUCUUUUGCAGGAGGGGUUUCUUUUCAAAGGCAACCAACUCUGUGUUCCCGAAUCUAGCUUACGCCUUCGAUUUAUCAAGGAACUACAUGAAGAGGGGCAUGUCGGGCGAGACAAGACAUUUCACUUGGUGGCCAAUUCUUACUUUUGGCCCACCAUGAGAAAAGAAGUUGCAAAGUUGGUGGAGGGAUGCCGCAUCUGUCAAGUCUCGAAAGGUACAGCCUCAAAUGCCGGGUUGUACAUGCCCUUACCAGUGCCUAGUCAGCCGUGGGCCGACGUUAGCACGGAUUUCGUCUUGGGACUUCCACGCACAAAGCGGGGUUGUGAUUCUAUCUUUGUUGUGGUAGACAGGUUCUCUAAAAUGGCACACUUUAUCGCUUGCAAGAAGACUACGGAUGCCGUUAAUGUUGCCCAACUGUACUUUCGGGAAGUUUAUCGUCUUCAUGGGCUACCAACAUCAAUUGUCUCCGAUCGGGACUCCCGGUUCCUUAGCCAUUUUUGGAGGAGCCUUUGGAGAAUGGCUAACACCAAACUUGACUUCAGCAGUGCAUAUCAUCCGCAAUCGGAUGGACAAACGGAGGUUGUCAACCGCUCAUUGGGUAAUUUAUUGCGGUGUCUUGUUGGUGAUCAUUUGAAGUCAUGGGACCAAAGGAUAUAUCAAGCAGAGUUUGCUUAUAAUCGGUCUGUUAAUCGUAGUUCGGGUUUUAGCCCAUUCCAAGUCAACUAUGGUUAUCAGCCGCGAGCUCCAGUCGAUCUUGCACCCGUUCCCGACCUCAAGCGAGUUCAUGGUAAAGCUACAGAGCUGAUUGCCCAUCUUCAGGAUGUUCACACAAAUACUCAGCAUAAUCUUCUAGAGGCCACUGCAAAAUACAAAUGUGCUGCUGAUAAGAAGCGUCGCCUCGUGGAAUUUGCAGUUGGUGACUUUGUUUGGGCAGUACUCACGAAGGACAGAUUUUCAGCGGGGGAAUACAACAAACUUGCAGCUCGAAAAAUUGGCCCAUUGGAGGUUGUGGAGAAAAUUAACUCAAAUGCUUAUCGUUUGCAACUCCCCAGCCACAUCCGCACUUCCAAUGUGUUCAAUGUCAAACAUCUCUUUCCUUACUAUGGUGACAAUUCUGAUGAUGAGCCAGCAAAUUCGAGGUCGAAUUCUUUUCACCCAGGGGAGGAUGGUGCGGAUCACAUAGCUGAAGAGUACAUGAAAACCCGAGCCCAAACCCGGGCCCAUCGGAAGGCUCGUUGAAGACCAGCAAGUCUGAAAACGAUUUCAGCUUUUAGCAUAUUUAAGUCCUUAUUUACUAUAUCCAAGCCUUUGAUUUUUGUUUCUCGUUUUGUUUAAAAUCUUUCCUUUUUGUUUAGGAUUUGAUUUGUUUCAUUUUCUUAACUCUAGAGAGGAUUUGAUUUGUUUCCUUUUUCUUAACUCUAGGGAGUUAGGAAGGUGUUAGUCUUUUCUAUAUAACCAGCACUAUGUAAUCGUUUAGGGGGAUUAUUUUUUUAUUGAUAAAAUUAUAGAGAGACCUAAUCUCUUUAUUCCAAA